AUGGCUCCCCUUCGCCUGCGCGUCGAUGGCCGUACAUUCCGUGACCCAAGCAACCGCGAGGUCACCCUACACGGAAUCAACGUUGCCGCCGAUGCCAAAUUCCCCGCACACCCGGAUCAGCCCUCGCAUGUCGCCGAUGCCUUCUACGAUGGCGACACCGUGUCUUUCGUCGACCGCCCUUUCACUGUUGACACCGCCCACACCCACUUCACGAGACUGAGGAAGAUAGGCUAUAACACCAUCAGAUACAUCUUCACAUGGGAGGCAAUCGAGCACGCCGGGCCCGGCAAGUACGAUGAGGAGUGGAUACAGCACACCAUCGCCAUCCUCCGGGUGGCCAAGGAGUACGGCUUCUACGUGUUUAUGGACCCGCACCAGGAUGUCUGGUCCAGGUUCACCGGCGGCUCGGGCGCCCCUCUCUGGACAGUAUACGCAUGCGGAUUGAAUCCGCGAGCUUUUGACAUCACCGAAGCUGCCCUCGUCCAAAACACCUACCCCGACCCCGAACAAUUCCCCAAGAUGAUCUGGGCCACAAAUUACUCUAGGUUGGCGUGUCAGACCAUCUUCACCCUCUUCUUCGCCGGAAAGGCGUUCGCGCCCAAAGCCAUCAUAAACGGCGUGAACAUUCAAGACUACCUUCAAGAUCACUUCUUCGCCGCUCUUAAGCACCUCGCGCUACGCAUUCAGGAAGCAGGCGACUUGGAAAAUGAGCUGAUCAUCGGGUGGGAGAGCAUCAACGAGCCAAACAGGGGAUUUGUCGGCUGGGAAGAUCUGUCGGCAAUCCCCAAGGAGCAGAAAUUACAGAAGGGCACGUCGCCGACGGCUUGGCAGGCAAUGCUGACGGGCUCCGGAAGAGCGUGCGAAAUCGACACUUGGGAUUUUGGCGGAAUGGGUCCUUACAAGUCCGGUUCGGUGCUCGUGGAUCCCGAAGGGCAGUCGGCUUGGCUGCCUGCAGAUUACGACGAAUCCCACUACGGCUUCCAGCGUGAUCCGGGGUGGAAGCUGGGGGAGUGCCUGUGGGCGCAGCAUGGUGUUUGGGAUCGUGAGACGGACACACUGCUCAAGAAAGACUAUUUCUCGAAGAACCCGGAUAACGGAGACACGAUCAGCUAUGAGUAUUACACGAACAACUGGUUCAUGCAGUAUUACAGGAAGCAUCGGGACACGGUCAGAAGCGUUUUCCCCGACACUAUCAUGUUCUGCCAGCCGCCGGUCUUGGAAAUCCCACCCACUAUCAAAGGCACCGAGGACGACGACCCGAACAUGGUCUUCACGCCCCACUUUUACGACGGAGUCACGCUCAUGACGAAGAAGUGGAAUAGGGUAUGGAAUGUUGACGUUUUUGGUGUCCUUCGUGGCAAGUAUCUGUCACCUGUGUUCGCCAUCAAAAUCGGCGAGACGGCCAUCAGGAACUGCUUCCGGGAUCAGUUGGCUGCCAUCAUGGACGAGGGUAUGGAGAAGAUGGGCCCACGCCCCUGUCUCUUCAGCGAGAUCGGCAUUCCGUACGACAUGGACGACAAGCACGCGUACAAGACUGGAGACUACAGCAGUCAGACAGCUGCGAUGGAUGCAAAUCACUACGCGCUGGAAGCGAGCCACGCGAAUGGAUUUACCCUAUGGACCUACGUGGCUACGAACAACCACAAGUGGGGAGACCAGUGGAACGGAGAGGACUUGUCGAUCUUCUCGCUCGAUGACCCUCCGUUACCCACGCUGUCGUCGCCUGCGUCAGAUCCUGAGUCACCGUCGUACUCGCGCAGCCAGUCAUCCGAGUCAGCGCGCGUAUCGCCCUCGAAUCUGAAGCAGACGCUUGCCGAAGACGAGAUGACUUCGGGCGCGGUGAGUAGCAGCGGCAAAUCGGACAAGCCAGGCUACCGGGCGGCUGAAGCCUACGUCCGGCCGACACCGACGCUGACACACGGCACGGUUCUCAACUACGGAUUCGACCUGCGCAACUGCGUGUUCACGCUCUCGUUGGACGCGCCAAGCUCGUCCGGCGAGGGAGGCCCCACCGAGGUGUUCCUGCCAGAGUUCCAUUUCCCGCAAGGAAACGUGUCGGUGGAAGUCAGCGGCGGAAAGUGGACGAUCAGCAUGGAAGACACAGCGGCAGGGCCCAUCCAGAUGCUGAAGUGGUGGCACGCCGAGGGCGAGCAGAAGAUGACGGUGUCGGGGGUGAAGACGCGGCAGGCGCUAGGUGGGGACGAGGACGGAUACAUCGAGCAGUGCCAGCAGACGACAGGGCAGAAAUGCGUGGUGAUGUGA
Messenger RNA from Diplodia corticola, 2262 nucleotides. RefSeq names its product glycosyl hydrolase. NCBI's taxonomy places the organism in Eukaryota, Fungi, Ascomycota, Dothideomycetes, Botryosphaeriales, Botryosphaeriaceae. Gene Ontology annotation, biological process: ergosteryl 3-beta-D-glucoside catabolic process. The transcript has 3 exons. Gene Ontology annotation, molecular function: steryl-beta-glucosidase activity. Bases 1 to 2262 code for a protein of 753 amino acids. The record is from RefSeq and is a predicted model, not a curated record.